Messenger RNA from Penicillium brevicompactum, 507 nucleotides. RefSeq names its product putative dUTP diphosphatase Dut. NCBI's taxonomy places the organism in Eukaryota, Fungi, Ascomycota, Eurotiomycetes, Eurotiales, Aspergillaceae. The transcript has a single exon. Bases 1 to 507 code for a protein of 168 amino acids. The record is from RefSeq and is a predicted model, not a curated record.
AUGAUCCUACCCGGUCGCACCGUGCUUACGCACAUCAUUCGCAAUGUGCAAGCUCCGAGGUUGCAACCUCAACCCUGUGGAGUGGACCUCACCCUGAAGCGGGUCUUGAAGUGGACCUCGCCCGGCGUCAUCGAUCUCGACAACAGAUUCCGACAGACCGCUUCAACCGAGGAGAUUCCCUUUGGCUCGGAGUUUCUGGAUCUCGCACAUGGGUCGUACCUCGUGGAGUUUAACGAGACCGUUUCUGUUCCCUUGGAUGUUAUGGGCCAGGUCUUUGUGCGCAGUUCGUUGUUCAGAUCUGGUGUGUUGAUUCAUGCCGGUGUCAUGGAUAGUGGAUAUGAAGGCGCUGUUGGGGCUCUACUUCAGGUUGUGAACCCUGCUGGGUUGCGGGUGUACCCGUCGGCUCGACUGGCGCAAUUCGUGUUUCAUCAGAUGAGUGAGAAGGUCGAGGGCUAUAGUGGAGCAUAUCAAGGAGCAAAAAGCAUGGGAGGGAAAGUAGGGGUGUGA